This is a messenger RNA of Salmo salar (Atlantic salmon), 6011 nucleotides long. Its product is annotated as beta-2 adrenergic receptor. The record is from RefSeq and is a predicted model, not a curated record. Gene Ontology annotation, molecular function: norepinephrine binding; beta2-adrenergic receptor activity. Lineage: Eukaryota; Metazoa; Chordata; Actinopteri; Salmoniformes; Salmonidae. Gene Ontology annotation, biological process: positive regulation of MAPK cascade; adenylate cyclase-activating adrenergic receptor signaling pathway; norepinephrine-epinephrine-mediated vasodilation involved in regulation of systemic arterial blood pressure. Gene Ontology annotation, cellular component: plasma membrane.
CAGAGUGGUGUGUUAGAACACGGAGCAAGUGGAACUGUUAAAGUGUGUCACACGGCAAAAUAGGAAGGGAGAACAUUUUUAAUGAAGUAUAAACACCUAGCUGGAGCUACAACCUAUUUCUAUCCAAAAAAGGAAUACUUUUAGAUUUAUGGGAGACCAGGAGAACAUUUGGAGCAGCCCAUAGAUCAUGGAGAAUGUGAGCACGCCUGCCUUGUUCAACCUAUCGGACCUACCGGUGGAGAUGAACUCGUCGUCUCACCAGUGGUCUUACUCGGAGUACAACGAGGCUGAGGCAGUGCUGCUGGGCAUCAUCAUGGUCCUGCUGGUAUUGGGCAUCGUCUUUGGCAAUGUGCUAGUCAUCACCGCCAUCGUGCGCUUCCAGCGGCUGCAGACGGUCACCAACAUGUUCAUCACUUCUCUGGCCUGUGCUGAUCUGGUCAUGGGCCUGCUGGUGGUGCCCUUCGGCGCCUGCUACAUCCUCCUCAACACCUGGCACUUUGGCAGCUUCCUGUGCGAGUUCUGGACGGCGGCAGACGUCUUGUGUGUGACGGCCAGCAUCGAGACGCUGUGUGUGAUCGCGCUGGACCGUUAUCUGGCCAUCACAUCGCCGCUGCGCUACCCGUCCCUGCUGACCAAGCGCAAGGCAUGCGUGGUGGUUGUAACGGUGUGGGGCGUGGCCGCCCUAAUCUCCUUCCUGCCAAUCCACAUGAAAUGGUGGGUGUCUGACGAGCCCGAGGCGCUCAGCUGCCUAGGGAAUUCCCAUUGCUGUGACUUCAACACCAACGCAGCCUACGCCGUUGCCUCCUCCGUCGUCUCCUUCUACAUCCCCCUGGCGGUCAUGGCCUUUGUCUACGGACGCGUCUUCCAGGAGGCCAGGAAGCAGCUGCAGAAGAUCCGCGGCAGCGAGGGACGGUUCCACGCCCAGAUUAUCAACAACAACAAGGGGCAGGAUGGAGGAGGAGGAGGGGGGAACGGGAAGAGGCCAAAGUUCUGUCUGAAGGAACACAAAGCCCUGAAGACGUUGGGGAUCAUCAUGGGAACCUUUACUCUCUGCUGGCUGCCAUUCUUCGUGCUCAACGUGGCGGUGACCAUCUGGAAGGUGGACAACAUUAAAAUGCCAUUCAGGAUAUUGAACUGGAUAGGAUACGCCAACUCGGCGUUCAACCCCCUCAUAUACUGCAGGAGCCCUGAGUUCAGGUACGCCUUCCAGGAGAUUCUGUGCCUAAGAGGGACUGCUUUCCCCACUAAUGAAUACAUAUACAAAGGACACAGCUUGCAGGUUAGCCCUAAGGAUAAGCCAGGCAGCUCUAUACACGAUAGUGGGACCAUGGAGCUGAGUACUGGCUCUCGGUCUAGUGUCACCAACACAAACAGGAAUUGCAAUAAAUCUUCACUUGCCUCCAUUGUCUGAAGCGCAGGGUGUUACCAGGAGGCUGGUCUAUCUCGUUUAGUCAGACCUGGUGAGCAGACAUGGGAUAGGAAAUGACAUGGGAAUCUAUUUCCAUACUUAAAUGUGUUACUAUAAGAAUAUUAUUCUAGUAAUGUGUAGGUUAUUAAAUGUUUGUUAUAUGUUUCAUCUUAAUAUUGAACAGUCUGCAAAAGACUUAGGAAGUAUAUUGUUUGUGGACGUGAUCAUGUGUACGUGUGGUUUGUAGACAUGUGUGCACAUGUCAUGUACUCUAGUGCUUGUGCCUGUGUGUAUUUCAACACCAGGGUUCAGGUACUAAGUUCAUGUCUCCAGUUUGGUUGCACAAAAAAAAAAAAAAAAUCUACCUCAUUGUUUUUGAUUCAUCUCCAUCUCAAAUAGCUUCAAGAACAAAUCAUUAUGGUCUGUUUGUAUGAACAUGAAUAAUGUUGUCUGUCAGUUGAACUGACUGUUCUUUGCUGGCAGUGGUCUGAAAAACGUGGAAAGGCCAGGGUAGGAAAGGUCCAGAGAAUUAACAGGCAGAACAAGAGAUGAAAUUAAGGUUCUACAGUAAUAUAUGUGCCCGCCCCCCCCCACUUGUGCCUGCAGCCAGCCCUCUGUCUGUAACACAUUCCAUAUUUAUCUGGGUCUCUCCCAGAGCCAUCCCAGGGGCUUCUGUCUGUCUGUGGGAUUCUGAACGCUCCCUCGGCCACGGCCCACCAAUCCAACUCUCUGACGAGUCACGGCAGGUGCAUAUCGUCACAGGCAGGCUGCACCGCACCAAAAAACAUUUCAACAGUUGAGCAAACGCUCACGCUGCUCUGUCCCACUCCCUCCAGCCACCCUUCAACACCUCAACCUUCACCUUCCCUACAACACCAUUUAAUAAGUGUGGUUACAUACGCAUGUCCUGCCGCCCCUCAAGACGGUGUGGAAGGACACACAGACAGACAAGCCUCAAUAACCCUUGCAAGCACGCUAUAGGUCAGAGCAGCAGUACCUUAAUGCUGGGUAGUGUGACCACCACUGUAUGUCAUUCUGACACCAAUACCCAGCCAGUAAAUUUAGUCUGUAAAGUUAUAUUUAGUGAUUGCUUUUACACUCUACCUUGCUGCUUCUCUGUGUUAUUAGUUGUUAAUGGCGACCGUGGGAACGGUUGUUGUUGUGCUGCUCUCCGCUGUUGCUCUAGUGUUUUCAAGUUUUAUUUUUGGGCUGUUUAUUUAUUUAUUUUUUUGCUGUUGUGAAGCUACAGUGUUUACAGAGAUUCCUGGACAAGCUGUCUGAUUUGGGAGACAAACAAAAUGUUGUAAUAGAUAUAUGCAAUGUACUAAGUAGCGAAAAUAUAAGGAAAUAAACCACUACAGUAAGGGAGAAUGGGGGAAGUUGAGCCGCCCUUCGUUUCUAGGAAACCAUACACAACAUUAAUCAUGUGAGCAGAUAUUUAGGAAGAGGUCAUUAUUUCAUGGAGUCUGUGGAGGAAGAAACCACAGAGAAAAAGCAAGUUCAUUCCAAAAAACGGAUUUUCACAAAGUCAAAAAUAUAUUGUCUUAAAGGUUUCAUGAUGCUUGUAUCUAAACCAAGGUUUUAAGACUUUUAUACAUCUGUUGGGGUCUCUAUACGUUUCAAUAUGAGGUCCUUAACCUGCAUAAAAGUGCAUCCUUGCAGCUGUGGGGGCUAAUAAAGACUAAAUGUUUGCCUUGGGGUAAAUUGAGCCAAUGGCCACUAUACCCCAUCCAAAUGCAAUCAUCAUUUGAUCAGUUUUAUGCGUAGUAUUUCUGCAGUGUGUCAUACAUAUGAACUCAAUAUUGUUACAGAGCAGACAUCAUGUCUGUGUAUACAAACAUAAAACAGGCGCUUGAGAGCAGCCAAGGAAGUGAGUGAGAGAAGGGAUGAAGUCAAUUUGAACAGAAGCAAGGGAUGAACAAAUAGACUGAAUGACACUGAAGAGGUACAUUAAUAAAAAAUACUAUUAACAUGUACCUGUGUGAAAGAGAGGCUAUGAUAGAGUAGCAGAGGCACACCAGGUCUUAUAUGAUGACAUGGAGUCUCAGCUUGAUUAAGAGAGGCUAUGAUAGACUAGCAGAGGCACACCAGGUCUUAUAUGAUGACAUGGAGUCUCAGCUUGAUAAAGAGGCUAUGAUAGAGUAGCAGAGGCACACCAGGUCUUAUAUGAUGACAUGGAGCCUCAGCUUGAUUAAGAGAGGCUAUGAUAGAGUAGCAGAGGCACACCAGGUCUUAUAUGAUGACAUGGAGUCUCAGCUUGAUAAAGAGGCUAUGAUAGAGUAGCAGAGGCACACCAGGUCUCAUAUGAUGACAUGGAGUCUCAGCUUGAUUAAGAGAGGCUAUGAUAGAGUAGCAGAGGCACACCAGGUAUUAUAUGAUGACAUGGAGUCUCAGCUUGAUUAAGAGAGGCUAUGAUAGACUAGCAGAGGCACACCAGGUCUUAUAUGAUGACAUGGAGUCUCAGCUUGAUGAACAUAUCAAGAAUCUCACAGAUCAGUUUCAUGGGCUUAGUAGCCUUUAAUAUAGAGAACUGCCUACCAAACAACCUCCCUUUCCCAGAUAACUGGUAGAGAAAUGGAAGGGUAAGUGAUAUUGAAAAGAGAUCUAUAUCUGAAUGUACACCCCCAUUCCAUGAAUUCAACUUUGACCUACCAGCACUAUCACCCACUGUCACAGGACACCAACACCCACUGUCACAGGACACCAUCACCCACUGUCACAGGACACCAACACCCACUUACCCCAAGGCGGCUUAACUUACUCUGUCCCUAUUCUCAAUUUACAACUGACCCCAUAGCCAGGAAUCCACUUUUUUUGGUCAAGCUAUGUUUUCAAAACUCUAUGUCGAUAUAUUUUUUAGAAAGAAUACUACAUUUCUCUUGAGGUAGUGAUGCUGAAAAAAAUGGCUCAACUUACCCCACUCUCCCCUAUAGCUUUUGCAGAAUCUGCACAUAUUCUUGUCUAAGAAUGAUCAAAUGUAAGGUUGGAACUUUUACUUGCAGAUGUUCUACGUAGGUAGGUAGGUGCUCUCAGUGAUGAUGAACGCUGUAGGUGUCCUCAAUUUCUUGCAGAUUUUGUACAGGUGUUACUGAAAAGAAACCUCGAUAUCACAAGUGAUUCCGCCUGUAAUGAACUCGGCUAAUGGUGUAGCACACUUGUACUUCAACAUAGACUCUAUCGCACCCUCACGUCAGCCAGCGAAGUGAAAAAAGUUACUCUAAAAUGAUCUCAUCAUGCACUGACUGUAAAUAUUUAGAAUGCUUCAAAUGAUUUCUUAGUGUAUAGGUCUAUACUAAACCCUGUUACUUUACAACUACUUAGAUAGCUACUGGUGUGUGUGUGUGUGUGUGUAGGUGUCUGUCUGCUUGUGCUAACUGUUUGAAUAUUUAUUUAACCUUUUAUUUUGACAGGGAGUCAUGCUGAGACCAAGGUCUCUUGUACAGAUGAGUCCUGUACACACAUCAAUAUUCACAUCAAUAUUCACAUCAAUACACGAAGAGCAGAACACAAUCAUAGAAAACAAACAUUCUUCAGUACAAAGGUCCUUAACCAGCCUUUUGAAUUGCUUUAGAGGCACCAAUUCAUCACAUUUAUUUUAGAUCGAAGGGAUCCCCAGAGAUCCAUGAGACCGAGUCUGGUAUCUUGUACGUCUGUAAGUUAACAAUGAAGAAAGGUACGCCGGAAGUUUAUGCAAGAGAGCUUUAUAAACAAAAAGAGUGCAAUGCAUCGAUCUACAAGACUUCAGAGAGGGACAGUCUACUUUCUGUUACAGAAUGCAGUGAUGUGUACUGAACCUAUUGCCCAUAAUAAAGCCUAGUGUGUCCAAUGGCUUCAAUACAGUGGCAGCUGCAUUUAUAUGGACAAUAUCUUCAUAGUCUAUAACCGGUAUGAAUGUUGAUUGAAUGAUUUUGUUUUCUCCUAUCAAAUUCAUGACCUAUUCCAUUUUAAUUCUUCAUUUCUUAACUAACUCGUCAACAUGCUUUUUGAAAGAUUAGCCUUUUCGUCAGUCCAGAUGCCCAGAUAUUUACAAGCGGGGACACGGUCAAUGAGGGCACCAACCAAUGUACAUAUACAGUAUAUUCAUGAAUCAUCAUAUACAUUAUUACGUGAUUUGGAGAAUACCAUAUACUUGGUUUUACCUGCAUUAAGUAUGUAAGUACAUACUUAAGUAAGAGUUUGCUCAGACAGUGGUGUUUGAGGUUUGAUUUCAUAGGAAAACAUGAGGUACUGUAUGUGUUAACUCACCCUCUUUGUUAUGGACACAAGGACACUUUUGAUGUAUGUACUGUAAAUGUGAAUAAUGUAUUUUCCUUGCGUUGCAAAAUGUUACGAUGAAUAUAUUGUGUCAACUUCAGACACGUAGCUACAAAAGUACGAGACAUAGUCUUAGAUAUUUACAUAUCGAAAUUAUUUCAUUCCACUGAAAACUUGUAAUUUGCCAAAUGAAAAAGUUAACAAAGGCAGAAUAUUUUGCAGCUGGAAUUUUUAUUAGAAGUAAUAUUUGCUAGAAAUAUUAGCAGUCUGUUAAAAUGUGCUUUUGUUAAAUGUUUCUUUCCAUGUCUGACAUGUUAGAUCUGAGAUUAAACCCAUGUGUGUCCGUUAA